CCUCAGUUUUAGCUCUAACAAAAGACUAAGACAUGAUGGGUCAUAUUACAAAGGACACAUUUGAAAUUGAAAUUGUGGUGAGUUGAGGCAAGUCCAUUUGAUAUGAAGUGGAACCCCAUGAAGAGUUGCCUAUAAAUACACAAUUUCAAACACGUCUUUACGUUACUUACCCAUCAAAACUGAAUCCCACCUCCCCCACUGCUCUCUUUCCUCGCCAUCCUUCAUAGAUUCAGAUCCGAUCAUCAUCAUCGUCGUCCUCGUUGUUGUCUCUCUCAAUAUAUACUGCUCCUAUGGCGGUGGUGUCACCAUUAGCAAAGUACAAGCUGGUGUUUCUGGGCGAUCAAUCCGUCGGAAAAACCAGCAUCAUCACCCGUUUCAUGUACGAUAAGUUCGACACCACCUAUCAGGCCACUAUUGGCAUUGACUUCUUGUCAAAAACUAUGUACCUCGAGGAUCGAACGGUUCGCUUGCAGCUGUGGGAUACUGCUGGUCAAGAGAGAUUCAGGAGUCUUAUUCCAAGCUAUAUCAGAGAUUCUUCUGUUGCAGUGAUUGUCUAUGAUGUUGCCAAUCGGCAAUCAUUCUUGAACACUUCAAAGUGGAUUGAGGAAGUAAGAACCGAACGAGGCAGUGAUGUUAUUAUUGUUCUUGUAGGGAACAAAACUGAUCUUGUUGAUAAAAGGCAAGUUUCGAUUGAAGAAGGAGAUGGUAAGGCUCGUGAAUUUGGUGUCAUGUUCAUAGAAACUAGCGCUAAAGCAGGUUUCAAUAUUAAGCCCCUAUUCCGGAAAAUAGCUGCUGCACUACCAGGAAUGGAAACGCUUUCCUCCACAAAGCAGGAGGACAUGGUCGAUGUGAACUUGAAGCCGACAUCAAAUGCUGCCAAUGCGGAGCAGCAAGGAGGAGGCUGCGCAUGCUAGAAACUGUACCAAA
Molecule: messenger RNA, 927 nt
Organism: Sesamum indicum (sesame)
Lineage: Eukaryota; Viridiplantae; Streptophyta; Magnoliopsida; Lamiales; Pedaliaceae
Product: ras-related protein RABH1e
Molecular function (GO): GTP binding; GTPase activity
Source: RefSeq, a predicted model, not a curated record